AUGCCGGAGAAUACAGCAGCAUAUGUCAAGACUCGAUUCCUAGUUUUUUCCGACACACACGGACUCGAUAGUCCACCAGACUUUGUCUCGCGCGAAUAUGCGGACGUCGCGAUCCACUGCGGAGAUCUCACCACAGAAUCGAAACUCGACGAGUUCAAAGCUUCGAUCCGUUUCCUACGAGCCGCGAAUGCUCCCCUCAAACUUGUGAUAGCCGGAAACCAUGACUUCACCAUGGACAUCCCUGUUUUCCAGAGAAAAGUGGCAGAAGCCCAACCCCUGGAUCCCGAAUUAGUUCGGAAAUUCUAUGGCAGGUAUGAAGAAGCUCGAGACUUAUUUGGUAAGGAGAAAGAGACGGGUAUUACGUUUCUGGAUGAAGGCAUCCACACUUUUCGCUUAGAAAACGGUGCACUAUUGAAUGUCUACGCUAGCCCAUACACCCCAUUAUGUGGCGAUUGGGGCUUUCAGUAUCGCCGGGACCACGGACAUGACUUUCAAAUUGAGAAUGUCGAUGUCAUGAUGACACAUGGUCCGCCAAAAGGUAUUUUGGACCGCACACUCUCUGGCGAGCGUGCCGGCUGCCAACGACUUUUCGAGGCGAUAGCUCGAGCCAAGCCUCGACCGCUGAUGCAUUGUUUUGGCCAUAUCCAUGAAGCAUGGGGCGCCAAGCUUGUCCGAUGGCGCGACGAUAUCAGUCCGGAGCCCUCUCACUUGACUGAUAUUGACCACGAUCAGUCUGUCCUCAUAUCGACACUGUCCGCCAUCAAACGCAAAGGAAAUCCUACGGAAUGCUCCACCACAAGUCAUUGCGCUGGCGAUCCGCAUCCGCUGGAACGGGGCUCUGAGACACUCUUUAUUAACGCCGCAUUAGAGGGCUCCCGGGACUUUAUGAUACAACCACCGUGGCUUGUCAACAUCGAGCUUCCGGCAGAUGUAUGA
Molecule: messenger RNA, 936 nt
Organism: Penicillium mononematosum
Lineage: Eukaryota; Fungi; Ascomycota; Eurotiomycetes; Eurotiales; Aspergillaceae
Product: metallophosphatase domain-containing protein
Exons: 1
Coding region: 1-936 (311 amino acids)
Molecular function (GO): hydrolase activity
Source: RefSeq, a predicted model, not a curated record